GCGUGUGGCACUCGGAACUGUACGGACGUGUUGUGGUUAGCUCCCGUAUAAUCGAAAGUGUUUCCGCGAGUGUUAGCAUUCGAGUCGGGCUCUCCUUGAGCACUCGAAAUCAGGGCGCAAGCCCCGUUUCUUCUGGCACGCGAAUUACCUGAAAACCCUUCGCGUCUACGGGAAAAAGCGCAAUGUCCGAGGCUUCGGCCUCGUGCACGGGCGAGGGGGGAGGGGACUACGGUCCGGACUAUUCCGCGGCCCCCUCGCAACAGACUAUUUCGGUUUCGCUAGACAGUUUUGCGCGCUUCGAGGGGCGAAUGGGCUCAUCGCAGGACCAGGACUCGUCCUUGGCACUCGUUUUCUCCCCCAAUUCCCAGUUUUCCUCAACCCCCCUAUCCCCCUCUCCUCACGUGGAUGCAGGCGGAAGUUCGUACUCGACGGUUGGUGGAACGCAACAAAACACAGAGCAGAAUUCAUCGCUAUGUAGCAACUCACAUCUUGUGAACACGACCCCGGCUGCCGCCCGUCAGGAGGGCAUGGAUGUGGAGACCCUUUCCUCGACACCGCUGCCUAAAGAUACUUAUGCCGCUGUCAAAAAAGCGAGUGGUCAGAAUCCGCCUCGUCACGAGACUGCGAAAUCUCGGAGAACCGAAGAGAAGCCGAACGCUUAUUCCAAUCAAGAUAAUCCGCCCUACGCAGUUCAUAUACAUGCACUAGUCGACAACGGUGCUAGCCCGCCUCAUCCGAUGAAGAUGUUCGCGCAGGUGGGAAGAGUCAUGCCGGCGGCAGACAUUCUGGAAAUGAAAAAACUCGGCAACGGUCAAGUACUGCCAUCUCAUGUGAACUUAUUCUGGUCGCGGCACGAGGUGCGCCCCUAUGUUCCGAAGGCCCGGAUAUGUUACUCAUGCUUCAGAGCGGGUCACGUCAGCGCAUCCUGCCGUAGCACGCCCAGAUGCCUCUAUUGCGGUAAGCCUCCGCACUCCGAAGGAUCAGUAUGCCCACUUAAAAACAGCAUGCCAAGGUGCAUAAAUUGUACAGGUGAGCAUCUCCCCAC
Molecule: messenger RNA, 1045 nt
Organism: Wasmannia auropunctata (little fire ant)
Lineage: Eukaryota; Metazoa; Arthropoda; Insecta; Hymenoptera; Formicidae
Exons: 3
Molecular function (GO): zinc ion binding; nucleic acid binding
Source: RefSeq, a predicted model, not a curated record